CGUUUGAAGUUUGUACCAUACCUAAAAAUCAACAUUCUUUGCAGUUUUUUGGGUACCAUCUUUUUAGGUAUUAUGACUCAGUAGUUACUAAAUAUUUUGGGUAGUAAAUUUCCUUAUUGCAAUUUUCAUAUCACUUUUAAGGCUAGUGUUCUUUAUUUUAGUUUAAGGACAGAGUGGCUAAACUUUUCCAAUCCGGAUUAGUUUAUCGUUUAUGUGUAGUAGCUGCAAUGCUACUUAUUAUGGCAAAACUCAACAGCAUUUUAAAGUUCAUUAUUUUGGACAUUUGGGUCUCCCUUAACUGGAAGGAGAAAAACUUUGCAGGCUGGACAUUCCAAAGUGAUUCUUGAACAUAUGCUGUUUUUCGGCUAUCUACCUUCCUUUGUAGAUUUCGAUGUUUUAACUCUAAUGCUUUUAGACUCACCUUAAAACAGCUUGUUAAUUAGCCGUGACAAACCUCUACUUAAUAAAACUGUUGAGUUUAUGCCUUUUGGAUUGUUUUAGCAUUAUGAAUGUAUUUUUAUUUGUAUUUUAUAAAAAAUUUGCUAUAUAAAACGAUCAUAGUUGAUUAUUAUACUACCAAAAGCUUGUCAAAAUUUAAUAUGGAUUUGUUGUAAAAAUAUCUUGUUUUGUUAUAUUUUAUGUAGUACCCGACAGCAACAACUUUAUCAUCAGUUUUAGUCAAAAUUCAUGGAAAAUGCUUAGAAAAUGUUGCCGCUAUUAAUUAAUGAACUUUUGGAUUUAGAAAAUAUACAAUCACAGAGAAUCCACCGAAGUUACCAAAGCCCGCUUAUAGAGAAAACCAUUGAACGUCAGAAUUUUUGGAUUCCAAUAGUGAUGAAAAUAUGGACACUAAACUACAUAGUGAUACUGAAUCAAAAGUAAACCAAGAACAGAAUAAGGAGAAUCAAAAUGACAGCCUGUCUCAAAACAGCCCAGAACAUAUGAAUAUCACAGAAGAUCCUCCCAUGUCACCUAAGCCAACUUGCAAAGAAGAGGGUAUCACGUCAGCAAAUGAAGUUAUUGGUUCUCGUAACAGUAAUGAAAAUAUUGACACUAAACAGUGUGGUGAUGCAGAAUCAAAAGUAACCCAAGGACAAAAUAAGGAGAAUCGAGAUGAAAGUAUGUCUCAAAAUAAUUCAGAUGAAAGUAUGACUUCUCUUCCAGAAGAUGUGACUUCUGGUGAGAGCCAUAAGACUGCUGAGAUUAAUGAGGCCAGUGAAACAAAUCAAAGGAAAGAAGAACUAACUGAAAAAGAGCGUAUAAAAUCCCUUGAGGUUUGCGAAAAAGAACUCCAGCAAAUGCAGGACAUAUCUACAGAAAUGAAAAAAAACGAAAAAGAUAAACAAAUCCAAGAAUCAUCUAUGUAUCAUUUAAAAUGGAUGGAGUGGAAAGGAGAGCAGACACCUAUUGUGACACAAAAUGAGAAUGGGCCAUGUCCCCUUUUAGCAAUCGCAAAUGUUUUAAUUUUAAGUCGAAAAAUUGUUUUACCGAAAAUGCAACAGCUAAUAAGUGGAAACCAACUAAUGGAAUAUAUCGGUGAUUGCAUACUAACAGAAGCUCCAAAGCAUGAAGGCAAUGAAGAGAUGAUACUGAACUAUCAACAAAAUAUGCAAGAUGCAAUUGAUAUCAUGCACAAACUGCAAACUGGCAUUGAUGUAAAUGUUAAAUUUUCAGGGGUAACAGACUUCGAAUUCACACCAGAGUGCAUUGUGUUCGACUUGUUAAAGAUUAUUUUGUACCACGGUUGGUUAGUGGAUCCUCAAGAUGGAGCAACAUGGAAAGUUGUGCAUAACCUGAGUUAUAACCAACUAGUUGAAAAAAUGCUGAUAAGUAAAGAUGGUGAAGGAGAGGUUGUUGUCAAUGGUUUGGUAAUAGAAGAGUUUUUGAAUCGAACAGCCAGCCAGUUGACUUAUCACGGACUUUGUGAACUUAAUUCCACUAUACAAGACGAGGAGCUUUGCGUGUUUUUUCGAAACAAUCACUUUUCAACUUUAUAUAAACACAAGGGAGAACUUUUUUUACUCGUCACCGAUCAGGGAUUUUUAACAGAGCCUGCUGUGGCUUGGGAGACUCUUAUAAACAUAGAAGGCGAUGGACAAUUUGUAAAUACGGACUUUAAAUCAAUAACAUUGCAAAAUGACCAUUACCCAUCGCAAGCAAAGGAGACAUCGUCAACGCAACCGCCAACUUUAUUACCAAACCACCCCGUUAAUACACCAGCUAUAGACCAAAAUAACAUGUCUCAAGAGGAUCGGGACUAUUUAAUAGCGUUGUCGCUUCAACAGGACGACGAACCGGCGGCUAUUAAAGAACCACCAGUACACACGAUUGAUUCUGAUCAUGCCUUAGCGAUGAAAUUACAGGAACAAGAGGACAGGAUGGAGGCACCAGCGAGACAACCAUCACCAAAUCAACAACAACAGCUACAGCCUCAGCAACAACGACAACAAAGAUCUCAUAAUACCGCCGCGGAAACACGAAAUUCGCAGCAACAAGAAACGCAAGGUAGCGAAAAGAAAUGUUCGAUUAUGUAAAACCGCACAUACAAAUUACAAAAAAUGGCGAAAAUGUUGUUAUGUCUGAAAUCUUCCGUUCACUUUGUGAUAAAUGAAAUUCACAUGCUGGAUGUAAAUAAACAUUUUCUGACGGAGACAUUGUAUUUUAAAAAUGGUAAUGCGUAUUUAAGAUUCGUUUAGAAGUAUCUCAAUCUCAGUAUUUUCGUAGGUAGUGAAUUAUAGUUUGAAUAAAAAUUGACGUAUAUAAAUGAAAUAUGGUAUUAUAAGAGGAUAUAUUUAUGUAUGAAAGUGAUUUUUCAACGCAAAAA
Molecule: messenger RNA, 2824 nt
Organism: Hydractinia symbiolongicarpus
Lineage: Eukaryota; Metazoa; Cnidaria; Hydrozoa; Anthoathecata; Hydractiniidae
Product: ubiquitin carboxyl-terminal hydrolase MINDY-2-like
Exons: 5
Coding region: 843-2534 (563 amino acids)
Biological process (GO): protein K48-linked deubiquitination
Cellular component (GO): cell periphery; cytosol
Molecular function (GO): K48-linked deubiquitinase activity; cysteine-type carboxypeptidase activity; cysteine-type deubiquitinase activity
Source: RefSeq, a predicted model, not a curated record